GGCGGCAUGAUUGGUUCCAUAGCAAGUUCCCCAGCGAAAACGAUAAUGGUAUCCGCGCUCUCGGGGCGGGAAAUAAGAGGAACCUGGCUCACAGCACUCUGUUCGUCUGCUCGAGUACCUGCUCUGUGUCUGAAAAGAACAUUUGCAAGUCAGGAAGCUCUUCCACUUGGCUGACGAAGCGAAGGAGUCUUGCAGGAACCUGGCCUUCAAUUUUCCAACAAUGCCGCCGCCCAUGGUCAGAAUUCACGGAGUGUUCGCGUGGCACGGUGCAUCCACCACGAAGAUGCAAGGAAGCAGUUGCCACUGACGAAUGCAAGGUGACUUCCUUUGCCGCAGAGCUACCCUCCUGGAAACCACCCAAUCUACCCGUUACAAGCCACUUCGUCCAUUACCACCAUAGAUUCUUCCUCCAUGUAUACUUCACCAGCUCUGCCAUGCAUGUCAAGGUUGAUCCAUGGUGUACAGCGGGACUGGUGGACAGCAGCAGCAGCCUUGACACCAGCAGCAGCAGCAGCAGCCUUGACACCAGCAGCAGCAGCAGCAAUCCCGCCCCUGCUAGUCCCAGAAACAGUAGUAGUGGUGGUCACAUGACUGCUGCUGAUCAGCCAUGCAGCUACAAUAUUUCAGAGGCCAAUGCAUUACCACUGCGGUGGAUAGUGAAUGCAACCACAGACAACCCUGUCUGUGCGUCGGGAAUUCUACGACCAAGACCAAGCACUGCUCAACUGAACUUAUAUAUUCUGCCGCACCAUAAUGCUUCCAAAUUGCUACGCAACUGGUCCAGCGUCACUGUCGCAGUUUAUGACGAUCCAGCAAAGUACCUGCGUCUGCCAGUACUUGCCUUCAGAAUCAUGAGUGGACCAAAAGGCGGCCAAACCCUCAGCCCAUCGUUCUCAUCUUGGCAAUUUUCUGGCUAUAGCAAGAUUUAUCUAACAGAAGGCGCAGAGAAAUGUGUCCAAUUUGUAUUAACUCCGACCGGUCUGGAGCCUUGCCAUAUUGCUAAGGAAAUGAUGUCACUCUACCGGGACAAUGUUCUCCUGGAUCGAGAGGGGGCUGACGUCAACAUAUCCAUGACCUCCUCAUCUGGCCAGUGUCUUCCGACCAAGAUCGGGGUUUGUUUUCUAUUGCCGCAGUCGAACAAGACCGAGGGCAACUACACCAUGGUUCUCUACGGUGGUAGCACGUGUACCGGACUACACUGUGAUAACAUCCUGCUGCAUCAGUUCUCAGUGAUAGUUAAACGUGCUCUUCUAAUGGCAGCAGCUACGACCACCUUGGCCACAACCUCAGGAAGGCAUCGGCCAUAUCACACUAACUCCUAUUCUCUUUCUGCAACGAACAUGAGCUUGACAACGAGCGUUGAGAUGCGGGAAACGUCCAUGCGCUUUUCUCUGCCUGGUUUGCUGUCAACCAACGACCGGGCUCCUGCGAAAAGCGCCGUGCCAGUCAGCAGCAGCACGAUGGCAUCACCAACCAAGCCGCUUUCAGAGUACACAAGAACUCCUCUGGCUCCAUCACUGCCACCAAGCUCAGAGUCACAGUGGAGUGUCCACCUUGUUGCUACGCUGUCAUCGACCAUGGGAGUUGCUUUGCUGUUGGGCCUGAUGAUUCUUUGCGCUCUAUAUCGAACACGAUGGCGCGUUCGUCCACCUUCAUCAUCUCUGCACAGGGCAAGGAAGGUCUACCUCAAGAAGACAUCCAUAUCCAGUACGGAGUCCGAAUAUGACCAAUGUCACUGUGCUGCGAGGUCAUUAGCAGGAUCUCGCUCCAUUCUCACCCCUGCCUCCAACUCAUCAUGCUAUGUCAACUGCCCUCUGGAGGGCCGUUCACAUUCUCUACCGGCUAUUCGCUCCGCUUUUAACAACAGUAUGUCCGCAGAGGGCGCAGAACACCCCUACACAGUGGAUCCAACUGAGUACAUCACUAUUGAUCUCGAGGCAGCCGCUGCAACCUGUGAGCUGAACAGCAGCUCCAAGGCUGAUCCUCAGUAUGCCAGCCUGACUGACCUAGUGGGCGAAAUCGGCCAGCAAGGACUGAAGACCCACGCAGACUCGGGAAAACAUGAUGGAAGCUGUCCGCCACACACUGGCAAAGCACUAACCCUACCAGCGACAGCAAUGGCAGCAGCGGCAACAACAGCAGCAGCAGCGGCGGCAAGGACCCAGCACAAUGAGGAUUACAUGUACAUGGCAACGGACGCUAUGCCGCGCUCGCACAUACUUGAGGCAGCCGCAAUGAGAACCAGCCGAGCUAGAUCUCUCUCUGGCAAGGCAGGACAGCCACCUCGAGGCAAUAUCAAGCAUGUCCGCUCCGAGCCAGGAAUCGGUACCGCGGCGAACAACAACACCCAGGCCAACACCAAGCCCGUCCUGGUCGAGGAUGAAAAUGGCUAUGCGUGCAUGCGUGCCCAGGUGCAAGCCAGGAGCCAACAGUAGCUGCUUGAAAUCACAAGUCAACUCUUCAUGCCAAAGAGAUUCAAUCUAUACAAUGUGAGCGGUGAUGCGGCAAGAAUAUUAUUUCACUGGCUCCCGGUAGUUACAUCUACACAAAGAGGCAUGCCAGAUACCACUCUCCAUAGUAACAUCCACACAGAGAGGCAUGCCAGAUAGCACUCUCCAUAGCAAUUCGAAUGGACUACCACCUCCUGCAGACGCAUGUGGCGCUGGGCGAUAUUGCAUGACUGAGCGAUGUCAUGACUGGUAUUGCAAUGCGCACGUCCACUUUCUCUUUGUACAGAUAUUUCAAGCAUGGUGCGCGCACGCGCACGCGUGUGUACAUUUGUGUGUGUGUUUGUGUGUGUGUGUGUGUGUGUGUGUGUGUGUGUGUGUGUGUGUGUGUGUGUGUGUGGUGGAUACCAGGCUAAAAAUAGUGGCGGUCAAUUCAUCAGCCUUGCAAGCUGUUGAAUGGUGUAAUCCCAGCACAAGUUGCUAUGUCUAACAUAGCUGUUCGCUA
Sycon ciliatum is the source of this 2952-nucleotide messenger RNA. RefSeq lists its product as uncharacterized. The record is from RefSeq and is a predicted model, not a curated record. The coding region runs from base 435 to 2435 and encodes 666 amino acids. Lineage: Eukaryota; Metazoa; Porifera; Calcarea; Leucosolenida; Sycettidae. The transcript has 7 exons.